UUGAGAUUAAUAUAUAAUAUUUAUGUAAAAAUAAAAAUAGUAAAUUAAUUACUAGUCUUAAUGGGUUAUCUGUUUACCCAAUAUUAAAAAUCAACACCAAAACAAAAACUCAAUAACUUUAUAUUAUAAAACCGUUAAAAUCUCGUUAACCCAGUAACAAUAAAUCAAUAACAUUUUUUGUUCGAUUCUGUUUUUGCACACUCCUAACCUCCAACCCCUUUCUUACUUAACUAGUGUAGAAACUCUUUCAUAUCAAAUAAAGCUUCAAUCCCCUGCAUAUAUAUACAAUAUACCAAAGUAGGCUAAUUAGUAAAUGUGAACAAUGGAACUUAAUAUGCUAUUUAACUCGACGAUAUUUAUGCCCUCCAACUUCAGUGGUUUGUACACAGGUAUGUACUGGAACUUGUAUAAAAUUAUUGAACAAGAAGACACACGCAUUCUACAUGCAUAAUACACCUAAGACACGAAAUUGCUAUGUAGGAUGCCGCAUAGAAUGAAUGUUUUUAUUUAUUUAGUUUUAUACAAGUUUAAGUACCUACUUGUGUACAUCAAUACCCCGAGAAGCUUGAAAUGGGUUUACUCUAAACAUAAAGUCAGGAUAUAAGUAGAUAGAUCUGUCAUUUGAUGGUAAUAGAUUGCAGUGAUCAAUAGCUGAAUAUCCGCGUUUAUUUUGAAAACUGAAAUGCUUCUGUGCAGAAACAGUUUGAGACUAUGUUAGGAUUUGCAUACAUUGCUACCUUUGUUUCCCUAGUAGUCAAUAAGAUUCGACUCCUACGGUUGUAAUCAGAAAAUGAAUGCUAUCCCAAACAUCCGUACUCCAAAUAUCAUCAACAACAACAAGGUAUCUUCGACCCUUUAGGCUUUUUUGCACCAGGUCGGCUAACUCAUUGUCAUCCUUCACAUUAUACUCUUUUUCGAUGUCAAUAUUUGUUUGCUUUGAAAUGCAAUGUAAAGCUUCUAACAACACAUUUCUUCUUCCAUAUUCUUGAGAUAUUGUAAUCCAAACACGAAUGUCAAAAUGAUAGCUGAGUUUUGGGUGAUCAUAAGCUUUUCUAGCGAGUGAUGAUUUGCCUAUGCAACCCAUGCCUGAUAUUGUGACAAUGUCACAACUGUCCUGUCAGUUUUUCAUCUAUUAUCUCCAGGUCAUCAUCAAGCCCGUGCACGAUAUCUUCUUCCAAAUGUUGCAGUGUUGGAUUGCUAAUCAAGGAAUCCCCAUCAGAUUCAAGAUUUUGAUCAACAUGAGUGCUUGAGGUAAACUCAAAAACAAUCUCCAUCACUUCGUUCUUUUGUGUACCGAUUUUUUCAUCAACUGAUAGAAAAUUCUUGAACAAGAAGGGUAUCGAGCAUUUUAGCCAUUUGACCCUGAAUGAGGUCUGGAUGUCUCUGCUGAAGUUUCUUAAGAGACUUGAAAGCUUAGUAUCACAAUAUAAAACUUCUCAGUUUUUUCAACUAUCUUUCUUUCAAUCUUUAAUCCCACAACUUGUUGUAUAAUAUCAUUUAGUUACUUUCCUACACCACUUCAUCAUAGUGUUUAUCCCCGAAUUGGCUGCCUUAACUAGUAACAGAAAAACAAAGUCAGAAGAGUACAUGUAAUAUAAUAAUUCUCCCAUCCCUUUUCAUUUUGCAAGUGUUUGAUUAAGUUGAUAUAAAGAUAAUCGAAAUAAUCAAAUGAAAGUGGAUGGGAGAAUUAUUAUAUUACACCUACUCCUCUGACUUUGUUUUGUUUUAAUAGUUAAGUCAGAUAAUUUAUGGGAUAAACACUAAGCUAAGGUGGUGUUGGAAAUUAAUUAAAUGGUGUAUUGACAACAAGUUGUGGGAUUAAAUAUUAAGAGAAAGAUAGUUGAAACAGCUGAGUAGUUUUACAUUGUGAUACUAAGUUCAAAUCUGUGUCUUUUUUAUCUUGUUAAGGUAUUUCAAGCGAAAAUCUUUGUUACUUUGAGUCCUAAUUUGAUGGAAGGUUAUACAGCUGUAAUUUCUCUUCUUCAAACUCUUGAGCAACUACAGCAGAGCCGUCCAGACCUCAUUCAAGGUAAAAUGGUUAAAACGCUCGAUUCCCUUAUUGCUACUGCUGAAUAUUUUCAAAAUGUUGUCGAGGAAACUAGCAAGAGUAGAUUUGAUGUAGAAACAAUCAAAUCUUUGGAGGAAAAAAUAAGAGCUUCUGCUAGUUAUACAGAAGAUGUUGUUGAGCUGACGAUUUAUGAAAUCAUCGAAGGCUUAAGCUGGACAUUUGGAAUUGCACCUACAAGUUUACUACACAAGAAUUUGCUAUCAGUUGUUGGAAAAAUCGAUACACAAAAGAAUGAAGUGAUGGAGAUUGUUUCUGAGUUUACCACACGCACUCAUGAUGAUCAAAUUCUUGAAUGUGAUGGGUAUUCAAGCAACGCAACACUGCAACAUUCGGAAGAUGAUAUCAUGCGCGGACUUGAUGAUGACCUGGAGAUCAUAGUUGAAAGACUGACAGGACAGUUGUCAGAUCUAGACAUUGUUACAAUAUCAGGUAUGGGUGGCAUCGGGAAAACAACACUCGCUAGAAAAGCUUAUGAUCACCUAAAACUCAGGUAUCAUUUUGACGUUCGUGUAUGGAUUACAAUAUCUCAAGAAUAUGGAAGAAGAAGUGUGUUGUUAGAGGCUUUACAUUGCAUUUCAAAGCAAACAGAUAAUGCCAUAAAAAAAGAUUAUGACGUAAAGGAUGACAAUGAGUUAGCCGACCUGGUGCAGAAAAGCCUAAAGGGUCGAAGAUACCUUGUUGUUGUUGAUGAUAUUUGGAGUACGGAUGUUUGGGAUAGCAUAAGAGGUAUAUUUCCUGAUUACAACCGUAGGAGUCGAAUCUUAUUGACUACUAGGGAAACAAAGGUAGCAAUGUAUGCAAAUCCUAUUAGCCCUCAUGAGAUGAACCUCUUGAAUUUAGAGAACAGUUGGAAGUUGCUUUGUGAUAAGGUGUUUGGACCAAAUAAUUGUCAUCCUCCUGAGUUGGAAGAAAUCGGAAAGAAAAUAGCGGAAAAAUGCCAAGGACUACCCUUAACAAUUUCAGUGAUUGCAGGACAUCUUUCUAAAGUGUCUAGGACAUUAGGAAGUUGGAUGGAUGUUUCCCGAACCUUAGGUGAAAUCAUUUCUAGUCAUCCAGAUAAAUGCUUAGGAGUGCUCGGUUUGAGUUAUCACCACUUGCCUAAUCACCUCAAACCUUGCUUUCUUUCUAUGGGUAGUUUCCCAGAGGACUAUCAUGUUGAGACUUGGAGAUUGAUUCAAUUAUGGAUCACACAAGGUUUUAUAAGGAGGUCUGGAAGUGAUGAAAGCUUGACCGAAGUGGCGAAAGAUUAUCUGGAGGAUCUUAUCAGCAGGAAUUUGAUAAUGGUUAGAAAAAAGAGAUUCAAUGGUGAGAUAAAAGCAUGUGGAAUGCAUGAUCUACUGCGUGAAUUCUGUUUGACGGAAGUUGAACUGACACAGUUUAUGUAUGUUGAGACAACUAAAGUAGUCCCUACUGUUUCUGCACAGAGGCAUUUCAGUUUUCAAAAUUCAGCUAUUCAUCUUUUCCAUCUAUUCCCAUCAGUUGCCAGAUCUAUCUACUUAUUUCCUGACUUUACGCUCAGACCAGACAUUGACGAUUUCUCCCAUUUCAAGCUUCUCAGGGUAUUGGCAGUAUUCAAUGAAUAUAAUUGUUUUCGUUCAUUUCCACUUGUAAUUACCAAAUUAUUUCAUCUCAGAUAUCUCCAAAUUCGAUGUGAUGACAAUCCUCCUGCAUCAAUCGCAGAGCUUCAGAAUUUGCAAACUCUAGUAUAUGGGAGAGAACGCGGUUAUACAACUUUACCAGAGAAGAUAUGGAUGAUGAAGAAGUUGAGGUGUAUACAUAUAAGGGAAGCCUUCUAUUUACCUAGUCCGGGAAGAAAAAGUAUCCUAAAUAAGCAUCUUGCGAUAGGGAUGCCAAAUGUAGAGGAACUUUAUAACCUCUCUAUCACCAGUUGUACAAACAAAGUCUUUUCUAACAUUCCCAAUGUAAAGAGAUUGAUUAUCCAAAAUAAUGCUUUACUGAGAACCGGGGAUAGGGCCAGUUCCCUCGUUGAUACCUCCAGCUUAACAAAACUCGAAGCAUUGAAGUUUGUUAAAAAAUUGUCUUGGUCUGCGCGGACAUUGAUCUCCAUCAGGUCAUUACCAAUAUCACUUAAGAGGUUGACUUUAGCUGGUUGGCAUAGUUUUCGUUGGACAGACAUAUCAGCUCUUGUUAUGUUGCCAAAUCUUGAAGAGCUCAAACUUAAAAACUAUGCAGCCAAUGGUUAUGUAUGGAGAUUGAAUGAUGAAGACAAAUUCCAAAGCCUAGAGCUUUUGUUAUUUUGCAACAUAAACGUUGAGCAUUGGGAAGCUAGCAGUGAUAACUUCCCAAAUCUAAAACGCCUUGUUCUGAAGGAAUGCAGAAAACUUAAGGAAAUUCCAAUAGAUUUUGGAGAAAUUUGUAGUUUGGAGUCAAUUGAGUUGCAUAAUUGCAGCACUCUUGCUGAGGAAUCUGCAAGAAAGAUCGAACAAGAACAAGAGGACAUGGGAAACAAUUGCCUUAAAGUCUACAUCAAUAUAUAACACUCAAUGGGACUGAUGCUUAUUUUGAGGGACUAUCUGACAGUAUAAGUUCGUUUAAAGGUAGGUUCUCUCUGAAAGAUAGACUCGGAUAGGAAUAGAGAAGAGAAGUUGGCAUCGAGCAUACAACAUUUUCUUUUAUGUUAUGUUUUAGGAAUAAGCAUGUCUUGCCAAUUUGUGAAACUUUCAACUAGUUGUUGCGCAACAUUUGACAUAUAUGUAUGAAAAGUAAUAUUUGAUCUAUAUAUAUACAAUAUAAUUUUUCAGCAAAGGGUGAUGGAUUGUAGUUUCGACUCUACAAAAAAGUAAUCAUAUGAUAAAUAGUAGCGUAGCAAAGAGUAGGGAGAUCUUUCUUUCUUAGAGAAUGACACGAUGGUUCUCUUUUUCCAUUUAGUCAAUAGGAAAGAGUUACUAAGGUAAGAAUCCGGGGCGGAGUGAUUACAAGUUUGCUAGUAGCUUUGGCUCAAACUCAACAUACCUAUUUACAUUUGAUGAUUGCAUUUGCGCUCCACCGGGUUCAGAUGCCCGGGCAAUUUCCCUGAAGCUCCUGUGUCUAGCAAAUAUCGACCCAUCGCAACUCUGCAUAUCAAAUGUCUUUCAACUCAUCGCAACUCUGCGUAUCAAAUGUCUAUAUAAUUAUUAUGUCGUUUGGAUGACCUUAUUGUCCUACUACUUUAUACAUUGUUUGUACAUAAAAUUUGAACUCUAUUUUCAUUAGACUCACCAUGGUUGCAACCACCUUGAUUAAAAGUUGUCAUGGGGCAUGUAUGGUAUAAAGCAAAAUAUUUUUUUUAAAACAUGUGUCGCUCUCCAAUGUUUGGUUGCAAAAAAAAAUCACAGAAACUCUUUUCACCAAAAAAAUAAUUUUGGAUCGACUGAAAAGAUGGUAAUUUCCAAUAGAGACUGAAAAGAUGGUAAUUUUUCAAAGUAGCAAGAUCAAGAAAAACAUAAUGAUAAAAGAUUGUCAGGUAACAAAAA
Messenger RNA from Solanum lycopersicum (tomato), 5541 nucleotides. Its product is annotated as putative late blight resistance protein homolog R1A-10. NCBI's taxonomy places the organism in Eukaryota, Viridiplantae, Streptophyta, Magnoliopsida, Solanales, Solanaceae. Gene Ontology annotation, molecular function: ADP binding. The record is from RefSeq and is a predicted model, not a curated record. Gene Ontology annotation, biological process: defense response to other organism.